AUGGAUCCGGAAAAGAGCUCCGACAUUAUCACUCACGAGGAGGAGCAUUCUCACAACGAACAACUGGCGCACCUUGCUAACGCUGAGGAUCACGACGCCAGCAAGUGGCAAGCCAUUCGCCGAAAUCCAUGGGCCUUUGGUUGGUGCUUGUACGCUGUCUGGACAGUUCUACUUGUCAGCUUUGAGAACCAGGCUGCAGGCAACAUUCUUGGGAUACCAGAGUUCCGCAAGGAUUUUGGUUCCUUCUAUGAUGGCAAUUGGGUCUUGUCUGCAAAGUGGCAGUCUGCUUUCAAUGGCGCACCAAUCGCUUCUCAAAUCAUUGGUAACCUAGGAUCGGGGCAAGUAGCAGACUGGAUUGGUCGACGAAAUACUUUGAUCAUUGCACUUGCCAUCUCUUUCAUAGCCAUCACUAUGGAGUUUGUUGCAACAACGAACGAACUAUUUUUUGGGGGGAAGUUCCUGAAUGGGUUCGCCAUCGGUACCAUUCAAACUGUCGCGACAGCGUAUAUUGGAGAGAUUGCGCCAUUAGUGUUGAGAGGCCUAAUGACCUGCCUUAUUGCUUUGAGUUUCACAGUUGGGCCAUUUACAGUCGCUUUAAUUGUCAAUAGCACUGGGACCUACACCAACCGAUGGGCGUACAGAGCCAUCUUCUGCUCCCAGUAUGGCUUCGCGGUCAUCUCCGCCCUCUUCAUUUGGUGGAUGCCUGAGAGCCCUUGGUUUCUCAUCUCAAAGCGGAAAGAUGAGGACGCAGCCCUCCGCAGUUUGCAGCGGCUCGGCUAUCGCAAUUCUUCCGGCGAAGACGUUAAGCGACUUGCCAACAUCAAGCUAACCCUCGAACGAAUCCGUAAGGAGACUGAAGGUGCAACUUAUCUCGAAUGCUUCAGAAAAUCGAAUCUCCGGCGUACCAUUAUCUCAAUUACACCCCUCUCUGUCCAACAAUUCACCGGAAUUGUCUUUGCUGCAUCAUACUCUACCUACUAUGCACAGUUGGCAGGGUACAGCACUGCGAUGUCUUUCAAGCUUCAGAUCAUCCAGCAGGUGUUAUCCAUGUUCGGAAAUGUCAUCUCAUGGUAUCUGAUCGACAAGGUUGGCCGUCGCGCUCUAACAGUGUAUGGUACUGUUGGAUUGACCGCAGUUCUCUGGGUGAUGGGUGGACUCGCUGUUGGCGGGUCCCAGGCUGAGUUGAAAGGCACAGUGGGCAUGAUUCUCAUCUACUGCUGGUUAUACAAUGUCACAAUCGGAGCCACUGCGUUCACGGUGCUCACAGAGGUCUCAACUUCCCGCCUGCGAGCUAAGACCAUUGCCAUUGGUCUCGCCAUCCAAGGCUGCUUCGGUAUCCUAUGGUCAUUUGUCCUCCCCUAUCUCUUCAAUCCCGACAAGGCCAACUUGGGUGGGAAGCUUGGGUUUAUCUACGGUGGCUUGUGUUUUCCCUGUAUUGCAUUUCUCUGGUGGUAUCAGCCUGAAACCCGGGGUCGAAGCUACGAGGAGCUCGACGAAAUGUUUGUCAAGAAAAUUCCAGCACGAAAAUUUCGCGGCUAUGUCACCGAGGCAGAAAUAAAGAGUCAAGAGGCACAGCUUCGAGUAUCAGAAACGUGA
This is a messenger RNA of Exophiala aquamarina CBS 119918, 1596 nucleotides long. RefSeq lists its product as uncharacterized. Gene Ontology annotation, biological process: transmembrane transport; carbohydrate transport. Gene Ontology annotation, molecular function: carbohydrate:proton symporter activity. The transcript is spliced from 4 exons. The record is from RefSeq and is a predicted model, not a curated record. Lineage: Eukaryota; Fungi; Ascomycota; Eurotiomycetes; Chaetothyriales; Herpotrichiellaceae. Gene Ontology annotation, cellular component: membrane. The coding region runs from base 1 to 1596 and encodes 531 amino acids.